Messenger RNA from Lycium barbarum (goji berry), 1113 nucleotides. RefSeq lists its product as uncharacterized. The transcript is spliced from 2 exons. The record is from RefSeq and is a predicted model, not a curated record. Lineage: Eukaryota; Viridiplantae; Streptophyta; Magnoliopsida; Solanales; Solanaceae. The coding region runs from base 146 to 763 and encodes 205 amino acids.
AAAAGUUUCUUCGUGAUUAAUCAAACCAAUAUCAUGGCACGGAGGGGCGUAGGAUAUAAGCGAAAGUGGAGAGAGGGAGUAAGAGAUUAGGAAAGUAAAGUAGAAAAACCCUCGUAGAGAUUUCUUCACCGUCCGGCAAGUCAGCAUGAGUCGCUCAAUCGUUGUCUUCUUGUUGUUGUUUCUUGUCUCAAAUCCAUCACCUUGUAGUUCCUCUUUUACUUUCCCAUAUUCCAACUACCACAUCCUCCUCUCUCUCUCUCAUUCCCUCUUCUCCCGUGUCGCCAAUCUCCGUGAAGCGCGUGGUGACUACCAUGCCGCUGACCGAGCUCGAUCCAUUGCUAGAAUAUUGGAGAAUGGUUUGGAUAUUGGUAGUUUCUGGAACAUCAUGUGGAGUGUUGCUUGGGAUUAUGAUUGGAGAGAUGCUGCUGCCUCGUUUGAUAUGUCUGAGUUGAAUCAAUUGUUGCGUGGUCUUACUGAGUUUUCCACUGUUGGUUCCGAUAGGGAAAGGGUUGACUGGAUUUAUCGGAAUUAUCAUAAUCUUUUGAAAGUUUCGACAUCUCUUUUUGGUAGAUUGAGGAAGGUCUUUCGACAAUCUGGUCCGCUGGAGGAAGUAAUAGAAACACUUCAGAAGGAAGUCUUAGAAGGCGAUUUGCUUAAGGACUGCCUUGAAUUGGGAACUACUGAUUUGAAGGGCCUACUCAUGGUUUUCAAGGAUAUUUCUUCAAAACAUACCUCUACUUCCUCUACCGGGGCAGACCUGUGACUGAGUGAAGUUGAAACCAAGGUGUUAUGGUUAACUCUUAACUACGUUGUGGCUUUCCAGUGCUGUACCAACACAAGUGCAAAAGAUCAACGUAGAAGUAGCUGAACUUUUUGUUUUUCAGGCUUGUAUUAUAAUUUAUCGGAAACAGCCUCCUUGCCUUCCGAGGUAGGGGUAAGGUCUGCGUAUACUUUACCCUCCCCAGACCCCACAUUGUGGGAUUUCACUGGGUAUGUUGUUGUAUUAUAAUUUAUACGUGACUUGUUAAGAACCAAAACUAUCAUCUGAAUGUUUUUGCUAGCAUAAAAGUAGCUGAUUUUGUUCAAUGAAAAAAAGACUUCUUUGGUGGGACU